This is a messenger RNA of Paramecium tetraurelia, 8166 nucleotides long. RefSeq lists its product as uncharacterized. The record is from RefSeq and is a predicted model, not a curated record. Lineage: Eukaryota; Ciliophora; Oligohymenophorea; Peniculida; Parameciidae. The transcript has a single exon.
AUGAAUAAAUUCAUCAUACUCUCAUUGUUUCUUGCUUUAGUAGCAAGUCAAACAUACAGUAUAACAUCAUGCACAUGUGCAUAACUGUUAUCUGAAGGAGAUUGCAUCAAAAAUGCUUCCCUUGGAUGUGCAUGGGAUGCUACAAAGAAAGCAUGCGCAGUUUCAACAACUCCUGUCACUCCAACAGUGACUUAUGCUGCAUAUUGCGAUACAUUUGCUGAAACAGAUUGUCCAAAAGCUAAGCCAUGUACUGAUUGUGGAAGCUAUGCCGCUUGCGCUUGGACUGAUAGCAAAUGUACAUACUUCACUGGAUGUACAGCAUUUGCUAAAACACUUGAUUCUGAAUGUUAAGCAAUAAGUAAUAGAUGUAUUACCGAUGGAACUCAUUGUGUUGAAAUUGAUGCUUGUAGUACUUAUAAAAAACAACUCCCAUGUGUGAAAAAUACUGCAGGAAGCUUGUGCUAUUGGGAUACAACAAAUAAUACAUGUGUUGAUGCUAAUACUUGUGAUAAAUUACCAGCAACAUUUGCAACAGAUAAAGAGUGCAGAGAUGUGAUUUCAACAUGCACAACAAAAACAGGAGGUGGAUGUGUUGAUAGUGGAAAUAACUGCAGUGAUUAAACAUUAGAAAUUUAAUGUGUUUGGAAUAAAUUAAAAACAACAGCUUGUUAUUGGGAUGGAGCCGCUUGCAAAGAUAGAAUUUGUGACAAUGCACCAACAAGUUUGACUACUGAUGAUGCCUGUAAAACAUUUAGAACUGAUGGAACAUGCACAACUAAAGCCAAUGGAGGAUGUGUAACUAGAACUACUUGUGCUGCUGCAGCUAUUUAAGCCUCAUGUAUUAAGAAUAGUUCAGGUGGUGACUGUUAUUGGACAGGAACUGCUUGUGUAGAUAAGACAUGUGCAAAUGCACCAGUUACAAUGACAACUAAUUCAGCUUGUGCAGGAUUUGUUACAGGAUGUAUCACUAAAUCAGGAGGAGGAUGCGUUGCCAAUGGCGCAUGUUCCGUUGCUAAUGUUUAAGCAGCCUGUGUUAAGAACUCCAGCAAUUUUGAUUGCAUUUGGGAUACAACUUGUAAAGAGAAGACAUGCGCCAAUGCCCCAACAACCAAUAACACUCAUGAUUUAUGUACUUCUUAUUUAUCUACUUGUACUGUUAAAUCAGGAGGUGGAUGUUAAAAUAGAACAUGUGCUAAUGCUCCAACAACAUUGACAACAAAUGAUGCAUGUGAAGCUUAUUUAACAGGAAAUAAUUGUAUAACAAAAACAGGAGGUGGAUGUGUUACAAAUACUACUUGUGCUGCUAUAACAUUAGAAGCUGCUUGUGUUAAGAAUUCUACUGGAUCAACUUGUUUCUGGGAUACUGCAAGUUCAAGUUGUAAAGAUAAAAUUUGUGUGAAUGCUCCAGCAACUAACACUACUCAUGAUCUAUGUUAAGCUUUCUUAAAUACAUGUACAGUAAAUUCAACUAGUGCUGGAUGCGUAGAAAAAACAUGUGAAAAUUCUUUAGUUUUGGCUAUUUGUGAUAAAGAUACAAGUAAUAGAGCAUGCAUUUGGAAAGGAAAAUGCUAUAAGAAAUAAUGUGUUUUGGCUUCAUCUGCUACUACUACUCAUGCUGAUUGUUAAACCUAUCACUCAUCUUGUACUUUGAGUAAUUAAGGAACAGGAUGUGUUCCACUUCCACUUAAAUGUGAAGCUAUAACUCUUGAAGCUGCUUGUAAUAUGAAAGCUAAUGGUUAACCAUGUGGAUGGAAUGGAUCUUAAUGUAUUGAUAAAGCUUGCUCAACUGCCUCGAAGACAUUCGCAACUACUACAUAAUGCUAAGGACACAUAUCAACUUGUGUUGCUAAUAAUCCAGCAACUGUUAAUGGCUCAUUGACAAUUUAAGGAUGUUAAGAUUUACCAACUACAUGUGCUGCUAGAAAAUCAACUGAAAAUUGUGAAAUUUCAAGAGCUUAAUUCCCAACAUGUCUUUGGGUUGCAUCUUCUACUUCAUGUGUUGAAAAGUCAUGUGCAACUGCUAGUACUGCAGGAACAACUGGAGCAUUAUCAGCAGGAGGAUUUACUUUUUCUGCUUGUUAAGCUUAUCUCAAUACUUGUAUUUCCAACAAUACAGCAGAUGGAUGCAUGGUUAAGCCAUCAAGUUGUUCAUCAUUAGUGUCAUCAAAUUGUUAACUUGGUUCUAAAGCAAGUGGAGAUUGCUAUUGGAAUGGAAGUAGUUGUGUUGAUAGAACUUGUGCAAAUAUUACUCAAACUACACAUAACAGUUGUUAAAGUACAUUUAAUUAAUGCACAGUCAAUAAUGGAGGAACUGCUUGUUAACCCCUAGCAACUGCCUGCACGUCUUAUUCAACCUAAGAAAAUUGUAAAUUUACAUCCACAAACAAGAAUUGUGUUUGGACUGGAUUAGCUUGUAGAAAUGCGACUUGUGCUGAUGCCCCAGAUACUGCCUCAUAUGAUACUGAUACCGAAUGUUUGGCUUACCCAACACCAAGUGAAACUUGCACAGUUGUCUACAAAGUUGGAGCUUAAGGAUGCGUACCAAAAUCAGCAAAUUGUUCAGAUUAUAUGACAUAGGCCUAAUGCCACAAAACCAUCACAAAUUUAACAGCUAAUGAUGAUUGUAAGUGGGUCGUUGAUAGAUGCUAUGCAAUAUCCUCUUUUGCUACUGGAGCUUGUACAACAUUUAAGGGUACUUAAACAAUGUGUUAAGGAUAUAGAGCAGGAUGUACAAAUACUGGUGGUGCAACAUCCUCAACUGCUUGCACUUUAGAUUGUACUUUAAAAACAGGAACAGGUUUGACAUUUGCAGAUUGCUAAGCAUUAGAUUCUACAUGUUCUGUAAAAAAGGAUGGUACUGGUUGUAUUGUUAUCUAAUCAGCUUGUACUGGAUAUGGAACAACAGCAGCUAAUUGUUUCAGGUCAAGCGCAAGUGGAAAUGCAGGAUAUUGCGCAUUAAAUGGUUCUUCUACUUGUGUGACAGUGAGUGCAGCUGCUGAUUGUGCAUUUGUUACUGGAUUAACAGGUUUGGAUCACACUAAGUGUUAACUAUAUCACACUUCUUGCACAGCCUUAAAAGAUGGCACUGGAUGUUAGGAAUAUAAGACAACUUGUUCUGGCUAUGCAGCAACAAACAAUUGUGCUACUUCUGGAUAGGGUAAAUGCUACUUUGAUGGUACAGAUUGCCUACGUUUUACUAAUUGUGCUUCAGUUACUGGAACAGGAUUAACAACUACUAUUUGUGCAACUUAUGAUGCAGGUUGUAUAGCAAAUGUAGAUGGAACAGCUUGUUAGGAAAAGUUAGCAACUUGCGAUCUAUAUUUAACUCAGAAGUCUUGUUCUACUUCAGCAGCUGCAGCAACAGCAGAUAAAUGCGCUUGGAGCGGAACUGCUUGUCUUGCAAUAGUAACAGCAAAUAUUGCUACUCACUGUGCUUAUGUUACUGGAACUGGACUAACAGAUGCAAUAUGUGCUGCUUAUAAUGUAGAUUGUACAGCUAAUAGAGCUGGAACAGCAUGUCAAGAAUAAAAGGCUACUUGUGACUUAUACACAACAGAAGCUACAUGUUCUACUUCAGCAGCUGCAGCAACAGCAGAUAAAUGCGCAUGGAGUGGUACAGCAUGCCUAGCAGUCACAACUGUUGCUACACAUUGUGCAUAUGUUAAAGGAACUGGAUUGACAGAUACUACAUGUGCUGCUUAUAAUGCAGAUUGUACAGCUAAUCGAGCUGGAACUGAAUGUCAAGAAUAAAAGGCUACUUGUGAUUUAUACACAACAGAAGCUACAUGCUCAACAUCAAAAGCUGCAGCAACAGCAGAUAAAUGCGCAUGGAGUGGUACAGCAUGCCUAGCAAUAGAAACAGCAAAUAUUGCUACUCACUGUGCAUAUGUUAAAGGAACUGGAUUGACAGAUGCUACAUGUGCUGCUUAUAAUGUAGAUUGUACAGCUAAUCGAGCUGGAACUGAAUGUCAAGAAUAAAAGGCUACUUGUGACUUAUACACAACAGAAGCUACAUGUUCUACUUCAGCAGCUGCAGCAACAGCAGAUAAAUGCGCAUGGAGUGGUACAGCAUGCCUAGCAGUCACAACUGUUGCUACACAUUGUGCAUAUGUUAAAGGAACUGGAUUGACAGAUACUACAUGUGCUGCUUAUAAUGCAGAUUGUACAGCUAAUCGAGCUGGAACUGAAUGUCAAGAAUAAAAGGCUACUUGUGACUUAUACACAACAGAAGCUACAUGCUCAACAUCAAAAGCUGCAGCAACAGCAGAUAAAUGCGCAUGGAGUGGUACAGCAUGCCUAGCAGUCACAACUGUUGCUACACAUUGUGCAUAUGUUACUGGAACUGGAUUGGUAGCUGCAACAUGUGCUGCAUAUAAUGUAGGUUGUAUUAAUUUAAAAGAUGGUACCGGCUGUUAGGAAGCCAAAGCUGGUUGCAAAGAUUACUCCACAUAAAACAAAUGCUCUGCAUAAUCAACUGGUUCCCUUUCAUGUAUUUGGGUUGAUAGCUCUUGUUAUACACUUGGUGAAAAAAAUUGUAGUUCUAUAACAGGAACUGGACUUGAUCAUGCUCAAUGUUAAUCUUACAGCGCAGGUUGUACAUCUAUUACUGAUGGAACAAAAUGUUAAGACUUAAAAUCAUCUUGCGAAUAAUAUGCAGGUACAACCGCAAGUUGCACAAAAACUGCUACCUCAAAAUGUUAUUUAUAGGGCUCUACUUGCAUCACAAUUUCAAAUGUUGCCACUGAUUGUGCUAAAAUAACAGGAGGUGCUGGAACUGUAACAUAUGACAUUUGCUAAUCUUAUAAUACAGGAUGCAGUGCAAAUAGAGCAAGAAGUGCUUGUGUCUAACAAUAAGCUCAGUGUUCAGGAUACACUGUUCUUACUAGUUGUUAUAAAUCAGGGGCUGGUUUGUGUAUUGCAAGUACAAAUACCGACACUGCUUGUGUUGCAGCAUCAUCUGCAACAACUUGCGAUGCUGUUUAUUUAGGUACAGGAAAUUACAGCAAUGCAAAUUGUGUUGAAAUGAAAGCUGGAUGUACAAAUAAUGGAACUACUGCAUGCGUAGCAAAAUCUUGUGCAAAUGCUGCCGGAAUCACAUUUAAUCAUGCCAAUUGUAAUUCAUAUCUCAAUACCUGUACUGUAAAUUCUGGAGGUACUGCAUGCUAAACUAUGAUACCUAAAUGUGCUGAUUAAACUUCAACUGCUUGUCUUUACUCUGUUGAAGGGGAAUGUGUAGUAAUAGGAACAUCAUGCGUACGAAAGACUUGUGAUACUGCAGCAAUUGAUGCUACUCGGGAUGAUGACUCUGAAUGUUCAACUUACUAAUAAUCAUGUACUGUUGCUAGAUUAGGAGCUUGCCAAGCCAGAGCUGCUUGUGGUACUUACAAGUCAUCGCUCUAAUGUAAGUUCAAUACCAGUGGUGGAAAAUGCUUUUGGAAUCCAACAAAUAAGACAUGUGUUGAUUUGAAUUGUGGUAAUAUUGAAACCUCAACCUCAUUCGAUACUCAUAAUGAAUGUGUUGCUGUUGAUUCAACACUUGCUUGCACAGUCAGAGCUACAAAUGGUGCAGCUGUUUAAGGUUGUAUGGCCAGAGGAGCGUGCGCUUCAUAUACCAUUGAAGAACAAUGUAAAACAAAUGCAAGUAAUGGUAUUUGCGUUUGGAAUACAAAUGCUAAUUUACCUGCACCUGCUUGCCAAGAUAAAUCUUGUACUAGUGCUCCAACUUCCACUACAACCCAUAAUGAUUGCUAUGCCUACUAUAAUACAGCAACAGUAAAAUGUACUGUUGUUGCUACUCCAAGCAAUAGUGGUGGUAAUCCAACUUUAGGAGGAUGUUAAUAGACAGCUGCUUGUUCAAGUUAUAUUGAUAAGGAAUAGUGCUAAAUAAAUGCCAAUGGAGAUCCAUGUGGAUGGAACGGUACUUAAUGCGCUGACAAAGCAUGCUCUACUGCUCCUGCAACAACAGAUUAUGAUGAUGAUACCAAAUGUAGAGCCUACCUAUCUAAUAAAUGCACAGUCUCAGAUAUUGGAUUAGGUUGUGUAGAGAUUCCCGCAACUUGCGAAACAAUGACAUAGAAGCAAUGUUAUUCUAAUAAAGCUGGAGAUCCAUGCUAUUGGACAGGAACAACUUGUAUUACAAAAUCAUGUGACAAUGCUCCAGACGCAACAGCUACAGCAGAUGAAUGCAAUACUUAUUUGGCUGGAUGUACUUUAGAUAAUGUUAAAUGCAAGACAAAAGUUUGCGAAGAUUUUGCCUUCGCCACAGAUGCUUUAUGUAAACAAGCUAUUUCUACAUGCACAACAAAUGGAACAAAUUGUGUUACAAGAGGAACAUGCUUCUAAGCCUUAAGUCAAGCUGGAUGCGUUUCAUCCACAACAGGUUAAUAAUGUGAAUGGAUACCAGCUGUUUUGAAUGCAUCAAAUGUAGUAACUACUCCUGCUUAUUGUACCAUUAAAAAUUGUAGUACUGCUCCAAUCACUUUAACAAGUGAAGCUGCCUGCGCUGGAUACUUUACAAAUUGUACAACUAAAAAUGGCGGAGGAUGUGUUACUAAAUCAACUUGCGCAGCAGUCACUAUUGAUGUUGCUUGUACAACUGCUUUGAAUGGUACUAUAUGUGCUUGGGACAGUGCAUAAAAUAAAUGCAGAGAUAAAGAUUGCUAAGAUUUCAGUGGAACUACUCAUGCUGCAUGUUAAGCCUAAAGAGCUGGAUGCACAGCUGGAGCUAGUGGAAAAUGCGCUAGGGUAUAAAAUUGUGAACAAACCUAAGUAAGAUCAGCUUGCAUUGAAGGAACAAAUGGACCAUGUUUAUGGAUUGAUAAAUAUGUUAACACUGAUGGAAGUAAAGGAGCUUGUUUCAGAUACACAUCAUGCAAAAGUUUAGCUUGGAAUAGCGAUACUUCAUGCAAGUGGAUAAGUAAUAAAUGCACAACUAAUGGCUCAAAUUGUGUUGGAAUUACUUUGUGCUCAGAAACUAACACUGAUGGAGGUUGUGUCACUGGAUAUGAUGGAGCUUGUAUUCAAUCAGUUCCAGCUUUGAACUCUUCAGAUCCAAAAGUUUGCAAACCAUAUAUAUCUUGUGCUGAUGCUUUCUACACAACUCAUUCAGAUUGUUAAAUUGCUAGCAGUAAAUGUACAACAAAUGGAACAACAGGAUGUAUUGCUUUAGGAUCUUGUUCAUCAUAUACUGCAUAGGCUGGAUGUUACUUCAAUGAUAAGGGAGCUCAAUAUUCAUCUGGAGCUAUUGUAUCAACUGGAGUUUGUACUUGGGAUACCAUAUCAAGUAGUUGCAGAGAUUAAUCAUGUGCUGACUUAACUGGUACAACCCAUGCAACAUGUUCAUCAUAAUUAUCAACCUGCACAUCAGAUGGAACUACAUGUUUACUCAAAGGAGUCUGUACAUCAUACACCACUUAAAUUGCUUGCACAACAGCUGUUGGAUCUGAUGGAUCAUGUUAUUGGGAAUUAGCAUCUGCUACAAAUAACAAUACUGCCAAAUGUAGAUUACUUACUUGUGCUGAUAUUCAAAAUGGAACAGCAACCAACGUUUGCUCUGUAGCCUUGUCAACUUGUGUUUCAAAUGGAACUGCUUGCAUUCCAAAAGCCAAUUGCUCAACCUACACAUCUAAGACAGCCUGCAACUCAGGAGGUUUAGAUGGUAUUUGUGUAUUCACUUAAUCAACUGCAACUGGAGCUGCUGCUGGUACUGGAACUUGUGCAUUAAUGACAGCAUGUACAAUUGCAAAUAAUGAUUAAACAGCUUGCUAGGCUGCCAGAGAUAGAUGCGCUUGGACUGCUGCUUCAGGAACUGGAACUACUGCAGUUGCUAGUAAAUGUGCCACUCAUACUUGUGCUACAAAUUAAGCUACCAAUGGAGCUUGCACAAGAUUCUUGAAUUGGGAUAAAAAAACCUAAUAAAUUUGUACCCUAGUAAGUGGAGCAUGCACAGCAACAGAUCCAUCAACAUUGUCAACUAACGAUUGCUUCUUGGUUUCUGGAUAUACAUAUACUUGGAAUGCUUCAACAAGCAAAUGUGGAGUUUGCACAGCAGUUGUAGUCUAACCAAAUAAUUCAAACAAUGAUACUAACAAUACAGACAACAAUACAACAACAGACUCAGGAUACAUACUUGGUUUAUCUGUCGUCUUAGGAUAUCUCAUGUUCUGA